Priapulus caudatus is the source of this 2417-nucleotide messenger RNA. RefSeq lists its product as uncharacterized. The transcript is spliced from 5 exons. The coding region runs from base 42 to 2378 and encodes 778 amino acids. Gene Ontology annotation, molecular function: RNA polymerase II cis-regulatory region sequence-specific DNA binding; DNA-binding transcription factor activity, RNA polymerase II-specific. Gene Ontology annotation, biological process: regulation of transcription by RNA polymerase II. NCBI's taxonomy places the organism in Eukaryota, Metazoa, Priapulida, Priapulimorpha, Priapulimorphida, Priapulidae. The record is from RefSeq and is a predicted model, not a curated record. Gene Ontology annotation, cellular component: transcription regulator complex; nucleus.
UGAUUACAUUGUACUUAAAAGAAAAACAACAACAUCAAAGCAUGGAUGAUCAACUUAAAAAGUAUACUGAAGCGUGGCACGGGCUGAAUGGCGAUAAUGAUGACCAUUUUAGGAUUACAUUAGCCGGAGAAAUAUGUCGCAUUCUAGCUGAAAGAGGAGCAUACGAAAAGAUGGAUGCCUUCAUUACUAAGGAAAUUGUGAACACUGACGGCUAUUUUGAUAACGAGAAAUUUGCUAUAAAUGUUAUUAAACUUGCAAUCCAUAAAAAUGAUUUCACCAGAGCCUACAAACUGAUAAAGGAUGGCCGUUUCGCUGGAAAAAGUAGGAUGAUUAGACUGUGGGAUGGCGCACACUACAAAGAAAUAGAACUGCGCACGAAAAGAACACUGACAUCCCUAGACAGGUUCAGAAUAAGGCAGAGGUAUUUGCCACCUGGCAGCAUUCUGCCACAUGGUGUAAGGCCAAAAGUGACCAUUAACAGCAAAUCGAGAAGGGUGCUGAGUAACUGGCUUCAUGAACACGAAAAACAUCCCUUUCCAUCAAAGAAAGAAAUUAGGGAAUUAUACAAACUGUCCAGACUUUCCUCGACACAGGUACGCAACUGGUUUGUAAAUGUACGGCGCUGUAUGAGAAAGCAGGGACGCUUGCCGAAACGCCAACCCAAUGUGCAUGCUAAACAGAUCUGCAGGACUGAAAGGGUAGACAGUUCGACAAUGGAAUAUAAAGACACAGGGUCAGCUGUCUUAUCUCCACACGUAGAUGCUGCCAAGUCUGAUGCCAAUUGUAAUGGAAUCAACAUAGACGUUUCUUAUAACAUAUCCAAGGGUGGUGAUAUUGCAGGCACAUUGGCACCAGUAGAAAAACUUUUGGGGAGUUCUUCAGAGUCAUCCCAGAAACAAGAGGUUUCUCCAGUUGGGAAAAAGAUAGUAGAAAUAGGUUCGUGUGUAGGCGAGGGAAUAUGGCAUGAAGAGAAUCAUCAAAGACCUUUGUUACUCAAACCCGAGCCCAUCACAAGUACAAAAUAUGGGCAUUACAACAUUGAUGAGACUGUUUGCAGGAAUGCUGGGCUUCUUUCAUUGACUCAACAGCUUUCAGGCAAUGACUUUGAGACUCCAUCUUUAUCAGAUUCACCUUUAAUUAUAGGUGCCCCACAAGACGUAACAGAUCCCAUUUGCUUGGGUGCCAACAGUCCUUUGGUGCCUCUGCCAACAUUUUCACAGAAUAUGACCAUGGGCACAAUUUCUUUCUUUGUCCCCAGUGUUAACGAUGUUACAUUGCUAGAUAGAACUGCUCAUGCCAGUGCUGAAUGUUGGCCCUCUCUAUCAACACUCACUUAUUUACCAACUGCAGAAGUUAGCAAUGAUAAUAUCAGCUCAGUGUCUACUCCAAAAUCUUUAGGUACCCCUCCAAAAAACGUCGAACUGUUUAAGCUACAGAUGGUCCAAAACAUUAAUCCCCUGCAGGAUCCGACAGAGAAUUUCUCAUCUAGCUCUUCUGGAAGUUGCCCAGUGCAACAGGUUUUAGGUGCUACAGAUGCAGAAUUGUUAGCAAGCUUUAUACUUCCACCAUUGGCUCCAUCCGACACAGGUGGUUCUCAUGUGUUUAUAAAUGACCCUGGUGAUUCAUCGAGCUCACAGUUAUACUUAGGUGAUCCAAUCUCACAGUUAUCAUCAGGUGGUCCACACUCUCAGUUGUCAUCAGGUGAUCCAUGCUCCCAGUUGUCAUCAAGUGAUCCAUGCUCACAGUUGUCAUCAGGUGGUCCAUGCUCACAGGUGGUCUCAUGUGACCUUGGUUUCCAGUUAGGUUCAUGUGAUCCGGAUUCCCAGAAUUCUCCAUGUACGCCUGGUUCCCAGUUGUCUUUGAAUGAUCAAGAUAUAUAUCAUCCUGCUAGUGCUAGUGGACCCGGGGCACAACUGGACUUUGCUGACAUGACUGUUAACCAAAUUCAGACAGGGAAUUUAAGUUCCCAGUCAUCGUACGGGCACACAGAUUGGCAAAGGAAUUUUUCUCAUCCAUGUUCAGAUUUGAUAUGCCCCCAGUUGCAGUUUCCUGGUGGGACAUCAGUCCAGUUGCCCCAAGGUCGUACAGAAGCAGAAGGAAUUAGCAUCGCUGCUCAACUUCCCUUCAGUGAUGAUGGUGAUCAGAGCUCCACAGGUGGUACACCAUUCCAGUUUCAUUCAAAUGAGAAGGAAGUAAAGUCUAACUGCCUGGGGACCAUAGAGUCAUUGUAUGGAGGAGUGAACUCUACUACACAGGAACUGCAUGACAACUCAAAUGACAAGGACAGCCAUCUUAGAGAGGCUGCUGCCAUGGCACUAAUAGAGCUUCACCAUUCUCCACCUGGCCGAGACAUCCUGAACCGAAAUGUAUUAUUAUAAUACUCGUGAGUCAUGAUUAACAGAUGCAUGUCUUGUAAG